Molecule: messenger RNA, 1955 nt
Organism: Microplitis demolitor
Lineage: Eukaryota; Metazoa; Arthropoda; Insecta; Hymenoptera; Braconidae
Product: protein turtle homolog A
Exons: 6
Coding region: 409-1383 (324 amino acids)
Molecular function (GO): protein binding
Source: RefSeq, a predicted model, not a curated record
GGGGCGGCAUUGAAGCUAGAGGACACACACAAGAACCAUCACCACCAGCUUACCCCACAUAUUGAUAUUCAUAUAUUUUCACACACACCAGUUUCGCCGGACGGAUUUUCUCUCAUAACGUCAAAGUAACGUCAUGAGAGUUUGACAGCUACUGUACUCGAUUCUACUGUAGUUCUAUACCAGCACCAGCACAGGACAAACCAGUUCUACUCAGUUAGACUUAACUUUACUGUCUAUUAAAUGAUUCACGUCGUCUAACAUCCAGCAGCAGCACAUUUGUCAAUAAUCAACAACAAUGAAGACAAGUGUCUGAGAGUGAUAUAAAUAAUAACAAUAAUUAGCACAGCAAUUAAAAUAAUAAACAUAAAAAAAUAAGUGCGGUGAUUUUUUAUAUCAGAAUAUGGAAGAAUGAUCAAACACGGGAUUAUUUUUCUACUGCUCCUUGUAUUGCCAGGAUGGCAAGAAGCCUUAGGAUCAGUAUCUGUCAGAACUGUCGAAGUAGACAUCGGACAAAAUCUGACGAUAGCUUGUACUGAUGAAAAUGUAUCACGUCAUCCUGGUAAUUAUUCAAAUGUGAUGUGGGUCCGUGAGGGAAGAAAAGAUGGCCAGGUUCGGAGAAUGAAAAUAGGAUCGAAUAAAGCACUUGAGCUGGUGAAUGUUAGUCUUGAUGACGCUGGUAAUUACUUCUGUACACUUGACAAUGACGCGAAUGCUGUUAAAACACGAAUUAAUAUUCAAGUUAAGACACCCCCACCAGCGCUUCAUAAUGUCUGGGUCAAACCAUCGACGAUACUCGCAAAUAUAUUGUGGGAAGUAGCGGGUACUGGUGGUUAUCCAAUUAUUGACUUCACUGCCGAAUAUCGUCUUAAACCAGGUGUAGGUGAAGAACCUGAAGACUGGAAACCGAUUAUGCCGACGCACAUUCCUUCUAAUUCUAGACAAAUUGACGUUUAUCAUCUGGAGCCAAACACAACGUACUUGUUUCGCGUAUGGGCAACAAAUAAACUUGGCCGUGGUGAAAUCGUUCAAGUUGAAGGUCAUACUCAUCACACCGUCGAAGAACUAGAGCUGGCGAAACAUCUGUUAGCCGGCGUGGAAAAUUUUGAUACACGAAUCUGGGUAGCGGCGGUAGGAAUUGUUAUGGGAACACUAAUGGUCCUUGGUUUAGGUACAUGCUACCUUCUGUAUCGUGAGUGCAAGGCACCCUCGCAGCUGGAGGAUCAGGAAGUGAUUGAAUUGGUACCGAAUAUUAUUCUUAACCCGGGAUUCUUUGACGAGAGAUCUGAGCGACAGCAUCAGCAGCAACAUCAAGACGAGAAUUUCAACAACCAAACAACCACACGACUGAACAACAACACCGUGAUAUUACCGAGACGACUUUAGCGUUUUAUUAACAAUUUAUUAAUUUGUUAAUCAAGCAAUUAUUUUUUUACUACUGGUCGGUUAUUACCCCGCUAUUAAUUAUUAAUUAUUAAUAUUGAUAUUAAUAUUAAUAACUCUGAUUACUUGGUAUUAAUUUACGAUGGACCGGUAGUUUUUAUGACGCAGGAAUUUAUUUGUUACAAUGCAAAAGUGUUCAAAAACGUAUUAAUUAUAUUGAUAUUUAUAAUAAUUAAAAAUUGUAAGACUUUGCUAUAGAUUUCACACAUGCCGAUAUUUGAAAUUUUUUAAAACCGCGGUCGCUCGUGUAAUAUUACGACCACGUUGUUGUUGCUUGUCGACUGGAUUUUUUCACUGUAAGUAAAUUAUUUCCACGAGCUGAUGAAAGACUGGAAAUUUUAAAUGAAAAUUUAUCAUCAAUUAUUUUUAAAUUAUUAUUGAUUAUUAAUCAAUUGAUUGGUGAAAUUUUUUGAAUGACAAAAAAAGACUGUUAUGUUUGGCGGUUUUUGCAAAUUUUUUUUUACUGUUACUUUUUUUUGCAAAAAUUAAACCGCCUUUUUAAUCUGAUAUUUAAU